This is a messenger RNA of Scheffersomyces coipomensis, 3387 nucleotides long. It is a transcript of the gene YCS4, whose product is annotated as condensin subunit. The transcript is spliced from 2 exons. Bases 1 to 3387 code for a protein of 1128 amino acids. Gene Ontology annotation, biological process: mitotic cell cycle; mitotic chromosome condensation; meiotic chromosome condensation. Gene Ontology annotation, molecular function: histone binding. Gene Ontology annotation, cellular component: condensed chromosome, centromeric region; nucleus; condensin complex. Lineage: Eukaryota; Fungi; Ascomycota; Pichiomycetes; Serinales; Debaryomycetaceae. The record is from RefSeq and is a predicted model, not a curated record.
AUGGAUUUCAACUUAUCGACGUAUUUCAAUGCGUUUGACAUUGAUAAAGACUACGAAUUAGAUGUGUCCGAUAUAGAUUCCAAGUUGGAAGGUGUGACUAACUUGUUGGCAGAUAACCCUGAUUCAAUCAACCUUAAUCCUGAGUUAUUCGAAGACUUGGUUGAAUUAGUUCAUGGAUUCAAACAUCUAGAAGGAAAUCAUCAAAAGCAGUUGGCCUACUUAUUGACGUCUUCAUUCAACUCUAUUGGGCAUCUUUAUAGUGGUAUAAUAGAGAGUGGAGAUUAUGUUGAUAACUUGGAAUUUUACAAAGGCACUCUUGAAAGAUAUGGAUAUCUUGUAUUUGUAUUGGCUAAACAUCUAGGUAAAGAGGAAUUUACAAAAUCUAAUGGAAAGUUCAGAAAUCCUGAAAUGGCCUUAAGAUGGAAAUCAAAUUGUGUUCAAGUUGAAGAUUGUUUAACAUCCAUAGUGUCAGUAUUAAAGAUAGAUCUCUCUAAGAUAUUUAUAACGUCUCCUGAACGUGAUCUGUUUGUUGAAUUAUUCACUCGUCCAAUCAUGAAUUUAAUGGAAAGUCCAGAUAGAAUGAAAGUUACUUCAAUUAAAUUACUUAUAUUUAAAACUAUUGCCAUCGCAGUAAGAAAUCAUGGUCAUGCUACCAUCAUACAACAUAAUAUUAUCCAAUGUUUGACAUAUUAUAUCCAUUUACCAAUAUAUAUGGCAGAAUUGCUUCAUAUAGUGGCAACAGAAUACGACUACUUACUCUUAACUGAGGAAGUAUUAAGAGAAAUAUCCCAAACCCUGUUUAACUCAAAUGACACAAAUGGUCCUAAAACAGUUUCAGAAUUUCUUAUUAGACUUUCUGAACUUAGUCCAAGAUUAAUAUUGAAACAGAUGUCUUACAUUGCUCAACUUUUGGAUAAUAGUAAUCAAUCGCUUAGAUGUUCUGUUGUUGAAACUUGUGGUAAUAUCGUAGUUGAUAUACUUAAAAAUAAAGCAGAUGAAGAAAUCGAUGAACAUGCUAACAAUGGUGUUGAAGGUUUGUUGGAUUUAUUACAAGCAAGAGUUUUAGAUCAAAAUCCAUAUGUUAGAACCAAAGCUUUUCAAGCUUUGACUAAGGUAUUAGCAUUAAACAUAAGGAUGUCAGCUAGAAGACAAAAAAUGAUUGCUAUUGCUGUUAGAUCUUUAGAUGAUAGAAGUACCUUGGUUCGUCGUAAUACCAUUAAGUUUAUGUCCAAAUUGAUCUUAACCCAUCAAUUUACUGCAGCAAAUGGUUCUAGAUUAUCAUAUUCAUUGUGGAAGAAAAGUUUAGAUGAAUCAGAAGCAGAAUUGUUGAAAUAUUUACCAUUGUCUCCAAAGAAAAAGAAAAGAAAGCCUAUACUUGAAGAUGGUAACGUUGACAAAGAGAAUGUAGAUGAAGGAGAAGAUGAAGAAGAUGAUGAUGAUGUUAAUGAUUACGAUGAUGUCGAUGAAGAGGAAUUACAAGCUGCUAUGGAAGAACAAGAACAUAACCUCCCAGAUACUACAGUUUUAUUUCGUGCUAAACUUAAAGCCAAUUAUUUCAAAGACGCAGUUGAUUUCAUUGAAGCAGUCCAAAUAGGUACUCAGAUUGUUUCUAAACUUUUAUUCUCCAAAAACAGAAAUGAAGCAAUUGAUUCCAUGGAUUUUUUGGUACUUGCGGAUGCGUAUGGUGUAGAAACAUCUGAAGAAGGUAUAAGAAGGAUGCUUCAUUUAGUUUGGCUGAAAGGGUCGUCAGAUGAAGGUAAAUCUGUUCCAUCUCAUUUAAUUGAUUGUUAUACCAAUUUAUUUUUAACAGCCCCUAAGGAUAUUUCUCGUUUGGAGCAAACUAUAAUUAUUUCUAAGAAUUUAAUUGGAUUAACUCUAAAGGCUUCAUUAGCUGAUUUAGCUUCCUUGGAGAAGCUUUUGGGUAUGAUGUAUGAACAAGAUUUAAUUAACCAAGAUGUUGUUAAAGUCUUAUGGCAAGUGUAUAAUACUGAAUCACUUGUUGAUGAAUCUCAGACUAAGCAAAGAUUAGGUUCCAUUAUAAUAUUGGGAAUGCUUGCUGCGGCUGACCAUUCAGUUGCUCUUAAGGGUCUUGAUUCAUUGCUUAGCAUUGGUCUUGGGGAUGAGGGUAAGAAUGACCUUACCUUAGCUAAAUACACGUGUAUUGCUCUUCAAAGAUUAGUACCUUCCGAUCAACUGAAACUGAUAUCAAGAGAAGAUGAAUUUCAUGACAAAUUGAUAUCUGUUCUCUUAAGGUAUAGCGAAGUACCUGAAUGGUUUGCUGUUGCUGAACAAGGUAUAGCGGCUUUAUAUCAAGUGUCAUCUAAGCCAGAAACAAUUUGUUCAGAACUUAUAAAAGAAAAAGCUAUUGCGGUCUUUAAUAAUUCUUUGGAAAAUGAAAACCAAGCUACAUCAUUAUCUCAAUUAUUAUUUAUAGUUGGUCAUAUUGCCAUUAAAACUAUCGUUCAUCUUGAAAAACUUGAAGGUAAGUUUAAAAAGAAAAAGCACGAUGCUGAAACCAAGAAAUCGAACUCCAAAGAUGAUGAAGAUAAUGCGGAUGAGUUGGAGAUGAUUGGUGGUACUUCUGAAGACGACUUUACUGAUGCUGUAAGUCAUGUUAAAGAAAGGGAAUUACUCUAUGGAGAAGGAUCUCUACUUGCUAGAUUUGGUCCACUUGUAAAAGAAAUUUGUGCCAAUAAUCAUAAUUAUAACAAUAGUAUACUACAGCGUUCAGCCGUUUUAUGUAUGGCCAAGUUCAUGUGUGUUUCAUCUGUAUACUGUGAACAAAACUUGCCUUUGUUAAUAACGAUCAUGGAAAAGUCUGAAGAUCCAAUUAUAAGAUGUAACUGUGUAUUAGCCUUAGGUGAUAUGGCUGUUUGUUUCAAUAAUAUUGUUGAUGAAAGUACUGAUUUCAUUUAUCGUCGUCUUACUGACGAAAGUAUGAUGGUUCAAAGGACGUGUCUUAUGACUAUUACAUUCUUGAUUUUAGCUGGUCAAGUUAAAGUUAAAGGUCAAUUAUCAUCUAUGGCAAAAUGUCUUGAAAAUCCAGAUCAAGGUAUUAGUGAUAUGUGUAAAUUAUUUUUUGCUGAGUUAGCAACUAAAGAUAAUGCUAUUUAUAAUGGAUUUAUUGAUAUUUUCAGUGGAUUGUCGAAUGAUGAUACUUUAACCAAGGAUUCAAUGAAGAGAAUCUUAAAAUUCUUACUUUCAUUUAUUGAUAAAGAAAAACAACAGAAACAAUUAUCAGAUAAAUUAUUAGUGAGACUUACUAAAUGUCAAACUGAAACACAAUGGAAUGAUGUUGCAUUUGUAUUAUCUACGAUACCUUACAAAAAUGAAGCCAUUACUGCUGCAUUGGAUGAAGGUUUCAAAUUGGUUCUGGCAAGAACCUAG